Messenger RNA from Saprolegnia parasitica CBS 223.65, 750 nucleotides. RefSeq lists its product as hypothetical. The coding region runs from base 1 to 750 and encodes 249 amino acids. NCBI's taxonomy places the organism in Eukaryota, Oomycota, Saprolegniomycetes, Saprolegniales, Saprolegniaceae. The record is from RefSeq and is a predicted model, not a curated record. The transcript has a single exon.
AUGGCGAAUGGCCCGACAAGUCAUGCACUACGACCGCCGUCCCGCGUUCUUGUGCCAGCGUCGUGGUCGCCUCGGUGCCGCGUCCUUCUUGGCGUCGCCUACCUCGCGCUAUCCAUGGGCUGCAGUCUCUUGUACGUGCAGGUACUGACCGUGAGCUUUGCUAACGAUCUGUGGUGGUCACACUACAAUGCGACGGGCUACGAAGCUUUUCUUGUCGACGUGGCCAAUGACGCGCUUCAGACGCGACCCAAUGGCGCCUUGGACGUUCUCCAUGCGCCAAUGGACAAGCGCUACAGUGCCGACGCGUCGACAACGACCUUUUUUGCGACGUACGCGCGGCGGCUCGCGCUCGUCGAGCUCACGACGCUCGAGUACGCGGUCACAAAUCUCCGAGCCCUUGGCGCGCUCUGGGUGCCCUACAUGAAUGUACAGCACUGCUGGGUGGACUUCAACCGGACGUUCGAGGUUGCCCACACGACUGCGCGGCAAGAACGCUGCGAGCGCAACUACCGGCGCAACGCAGCCGUGUACCUCGAAGCCACACUGCGCAACGUUGUCUGGGAUGACUUUAUCGCGACAUGGGGUGGGGCCAGCGGGAUGUUUACGAUAGCCAUCCAGCUCGCGCUCGAAGAGACCGCGGCGGGGCGGCGCUGGCUGCAGAGCACAGCGACAGCACGCGCCAGCACGCGCGUCGACGCCGAAGUCGCCUAUUGGUCGGCGCACCACCUCGUGCGCUUCCAGCUCAAUUAG